Molecule: messenger RNA, 5692 nt
Organism: Dunckerocampus dactyliophorus (ringed pipefish)
Lineage: Eukaryota; Metazoa; Chordata; Actinopteri; Syngnathiformes; Syngnathidae
Product: cyclin-Y-like protein 1
Exons: 10
Coding region: 659-1684 (341 amino acids)
Biological process (GO): regulation of canonical Wnt signaling pathway; regulation of cyclin-dependent protein serine/threonine kinase activity
Cellular component (GO): plasma membrane
Molecular function (GO): cyclin-dependent protein serine/threonine kinase activator activity; protein kinase binding
Source: RefSeq, a predicted model, not a curated record
UUAUUCCAAAGAUUUGGCAGGCAAUUGUCUCCUCGUCGGUGGAAUGAUGUCAAUUUAUGUUUGCUUUGAUUUGGAAAUUGAAAUUAUGCUGUAUUUCCCAUCGCUCCCUUCUACUUGAAGUUUUUGUCUGUUUCCUAUGAACGCUACGGUGUCUUUCAAUUCAGACAAAGUUCUUAGCUCCGGUGAAGUUCCCGGAUUGGAAUGGGAUGCGGAAGCUAGCCAGGCGGCUAACCAUGGACCAAGAGCGGGACGCUUGUGACUUUGUCUAUUAAUCUCUGCUAAGUAAGGUGACUUGACAUGCUUUGCAUUGUUAAGCACAUGCUUAAAAGUAUCCAACUGCGUCAGUGCUUGAAUUGCUACGCACACGCCCUGGCCAAAACAUGAAUGGUUUCUUAGCAUAUUUGUCCAAUAAAUCCUCCUCACUUUUCAACGAGGGGCUUUACAGUCUGGCUUUAGCUGCAUAUUGCAUACGUAUAUAAAUAUAUAUAAUAUAUAAAACAAUGGCCAACAGUUAGAUAAUAAACUAAGAUUGCGACCUCUUAGCUCUCAGUAAAGAAAUGCUACAUAUUAUACAGCACCAGCGUCCGGUGCUAUACUAAUAAGAGUAAACGACACCCUGUAUCCGGGAUUCCUCGUCAGUUGCAUGGGAAAAUAAGCAAUGGGUGGCUCUGUGUCCUGCUGCUUCUCUCCGGGAGAGAGUCCCAAGAUCCACAGGAGAGAGUUGGAGUUGGAGGAAUGUCCUUUCACUGCAGAGGAUGUGAGUGAGGACACUGGCACCUACUUGCAGCACAUCAGUGACCGAGAGCUCCCCGACGAGCUGGCCCAAGAAGCCAACCCGUCAGACCAUCCCAGGGCCAGCACCCUCUUCCUCAACAAGUCUCAAACCGAUGUGCGAGAGAAAAGAAGAAGCACCCACACAAACCAUCAGAUGUCCCCUGCCCUCCUGAGAAGGAAAUGCAGCUCUUGCUCCACCAUCUUCCUCGAUGACAGCACAGUCAGCCAGCCAAACCUCAAGAACACUAUCAAAUGUGUGGCCUUGGCAAUAUACUAUCACAUCAAAAACAGGGAUUCCAAUCGCUCACUGGACAUAUUUGAUGAAAAGAAACAUCCUCUGUCUCGCGAGAAAGUUGCAGACGACUACUCCGUGGUGGACCCCGAGCACAGGCUCAUCUACCGCUUCAUACGCACCCUUUUCGGCUCGGCUCAGCUCACCGCAGAGUGCGCCAUUGUGACGCUGGUGUACUUGGAGCGGCUGCUAACUUAUGCAGAGAUUGACAUUUGUCCUUGCAACUGGAAGCGGAUCGUCUUAGGUGCCAUCCUUCUGGCUUCCAAAGUCUGGGACGACCAGGCGGUAUGGAAUGUCGACUACUGCCAGAUCCUCAAAGACGUCACUGUGGAGGACAUGAACGAUAUGGAGCGACACUUCCUUGAGUUGCUCCAGUUCAACAUCAACGUACCGGCCAGCGUCUAUGCCAAGUAUUACUUUGACCUGCGUUCUCUCGCCGACGACAACAACCUUGGCUUCCCCUUGGAGCCUCUCAGCAACAAGAGGGCCCAAAAGCUGGAGGCGAUCUCCAGGCUGUGCGAGGACCGGUACAAGAACCUGAGCAAAUCCACUUUGAAAAGGUCUGUCAGUGCAGACAACCUAGUUGGUAUGAAGAACUCAAAGGCAGUACUGUCCUAAUUUUACAGCAGCCGUGCUGGAACCCGUAAGGAACUGAAGCACCAUUUUAAAGUAGCUCUAGUUUUAACAUUCAGUGAAAUACUUUGCAGAUUUCAAAGCGGUGAAGGCAAUCAGCAUGAAACCACGCAAACAGUCGGAUGCAAUGAUGAUGGUGGUGGUGGUUUCUCGCUUGGGAUCAUAAGUAGACUGUGCCUUGCUUACCAUGUAGGCAAUUGUGGAUGUAAACUGUAUCAAAUGAAUGAAUAUUGACGAUUUCGGCAUCCAACUUUGCUGACUUGUGCUUGUAUGAAACACUGGUAGGUAGGUCUGUGGCUCCCCGGAAAACACACCAUCUUCCCAUUACUGCCUUACUCGGGUUUUGAUGCACAAAAAACACUUUUCUGGUUGCCAAUAUUAAGAAGAAGCGACAAAUGGUACUGACCAGUGGUCGCCGGUUACCGCUGGGCACCGGUAAGUUGCCAAACAUGGACUUUAGGAAGUCCAUAGCAACCCGAGUCCAUAUAUCUCUCUGGAGAAUGUUUCCACUUCUAAUUCUGGGAUGACUUUGGUGAUUGGUAUCAUUACAUUGUCAUCUUUGGUGCGCAAGCAAACUCCGGUGUCUGAUUAUUGGUGCAAUGCGCAGUUCUGUGCCUGCGUCCCAAAGUAUCUCGGUACCGGGGGGCGCUACAUCUUCAUUAGGAUCAACACUCGCAACAAGCACUUCAGCGUGGGGCUUCUGUGGCUGGUCAGUAGAUGCGACGCCUGUGCAACGCAGCUACGAUUAAGGAGCACGUGACAUUCUCCUGGGAAGAGAACAGGCUUGUAUUUGGGCCCCCAUCUGUUAUCAUCACAUUGUGUGUGCUGGCCAUCUGCUACUGCUACGCCUGCAUGUACCUGACGAAGCUCGGCAUCACCCUGACCCUGAGAUGCAGUAACCAUUGGCCAACUGUAUUGCGAGUUUAUACUUUUUAAUGUUCUUGCUAGAGCUGGUGCCCCUUGUCUGCUUCAUCAUCCUCACCCUGAUGAGGGAAGGAGGAGCGGACCACCAGUACCCUGUGGACUCCACUGCCUUUCUGAUCAUCCAGCAACCUGCAGUUAAAGCGGCUGCUCCCAAACGCGUGCCAACGUCGCUACUCCAGAACAAGACCACCAGUGCAGAUGCUGGAGUCCAAGGUGUAGGUGCACGACUUGGGAGAAUUCAUGUACGCGCCAUAAAUUAGAGAUGUGCGAGUCUUGAUCGAGUUGGUCAAAACCCGCAAAUUUUGCUCAGAAUUGUGAUUCGCAGUGCCCGUCUCUACUGCUAGCUAAAAAAAAAUUUUAAAAAGGAAACCAGUUGGCAUGUAACUAAUUGUGCCACUGUUACUCUAACUGCAGGUUAGUUAGUUAGUUAUGAAAUAAAAUAUGAAAAAAUUGAAUGUGUAUCUACGCAUACUAGUCUUAUUCUACCUCCUUCAUUUUUCACCCGGUUCACACCAUUCAAGCAUUAAGUCUACAAGAGCCGACUCAUGUUGUUGGGAGCCAUGAGACCAAUGACUGUUGUGUCGUCCGCAAACCUUUCAGGAGUUUCACAGAACGGUCCUCUGAGGUGCAAUCGUCCGUUCGUUCAACAAGAGGAACAAUUCACUCGCUCCUCCCACGAGUUUCAUUGACUCACGGGUGAAACUUGUGGCGCAUGUGCAAGUUUCUGUGCAUGCUCUUACCUUGCGCAUUUGGCUCAUGAGAACUCGAGUCAGUAAAAGGAAUCGAGUCCCCCCCCCAGCACUAGUGCACAUGGCCUAACUAAACACACAACCAUAGACAUAUAUAGACGCCAAAUUGACUGGGUUUGUCCACUGCUGCGAUAAGUCACCGUCGCCGCCAUAUUGGAUGUUUCAAGGCUGCGCUCUAAAUGACUACACGUAAAUAUAUAAGUACAUUGUUUUUGGUGCCUUACUGUUUCCCGAGUAUAUUAGUACGCGUGUGAACGUACAAACGAGAGGAAUUAACAUUUAUUUGUAGAAAGGCGCCAAUGUACGUACCGGUACAUUGACUUGUAUUCAUUUAUUGCGCAGCUUUGACCCAUCCAACAUGGCGGCAACGUUGACGUGUCGCCGCAGUGGACAAACCCACUCAAUGCGGCGUCUGUCUGUCUAUGAACACAACACCCCUCUCACCAACCCAUCAACAACAGAGCGUGUCAUUGGUUUCCUCCUAACAGAAUACACAGCAACCUAUCACACUUCAGAAUAUGCUUCCAUAUAGCCAACAGGUGGCAGCACUCCCUAAAAGUUUCAAAGCCCCCCAUAAUUGAUACAUUUUUUAAUGCAAGAAAUUAGUUCCGGCUUGAACAAACCAGCAAAACUAUGACUCGGUGUGUCGAAAUGGUUUCUAUUAGCCUCCAGGCGGAAGCCAUAUGUCAUUGCUUCCGUUCAGCCAAGGUAAGAUGGAGGAAUACGUUAGCAGAGAAUUUCUCAGGUAUGAAAAAGGAAAUUAAUGUCAGUAAUUGAUCAUUCUGGAACAUUACCUACGUUUGCUUAAGAGGAAGAAAACGCAAUAUUAUAGUUGCUUCAUUUAAAAGAUGACUUCAGACCGCUACGGUGAACGUUGCAUAUGGAAGACGUGCUAACAUGCUGGACUAUCAAGAAAUAAGUACCACAUAUGCUGCAGAUGUGAAUGCAGUUUGAAUAUAGCAGCUCCAUACUGAGCCCCAUAUUUUGCCACAGUAUCAGUACAACGUUGUUUUAACUUAAAAUAAAUACAGGUAUAGGCAAAUGUCAGUGACAGGUAGUGAUGGGAAUUUCGGCUUUUUUAAGGGAGGCGGUUUGUUUUGGCUGGGUUCCCUAAAUAGAGCCGACGGCUUCUGCUAUUUUUUUUUCUUCAAUUGAUUUCUUGCCAAAAUACGUGUAAAAUGAAAUUCCAAAGUAAAAAAUAAUGUAAUGAUAUCAAUGUUAAUGUGUAAAUGGCUUCAUUUAUACUGUAUGUUCCAACAUGGAACACAUUGACAGUGAAACAACACAGCGUCAACAUAACAUAACGCAGCGUCUAGAUUUUGGCUCGUCUUUCGUGAAGAUUGGAAUUUGGAAGCACAAAGUGUUUUAGCUUCUUUUUAUUUUUUCUCUCUCAUUUUCUUCACCUUUCCAAUUUGCUUGUGUUUGUGUAACUCAUUAAAUUUGAACGGAAAAUAAAACGACGACUCGUUCAUUUCAGAGAGCCAUGUAUAAGUGCCGUUUCGUUCACAAACAACUCAUCACUUGUGGCAGGCAGAAAUAAAUUAACUAUUUGCAUUUUGGAAAUACACUAUGUAAGAAGAAAGGGGCACAAGGGCUCACACACAUUCAAGUCAAUUUGGUGCGCACCGUUUAUAUUUUCAAUAACAAAUAACAUUUGGAGGGUUCAGUUUGAUUAAUAAUUAAUGGGGCCUAAAAGAACAUUUAGGAGUGUGCCUGUGUAGUAUAUUCUCAUUCAUCCAGGUCACUAUUCUCAGGGCAUUGAAUCGAUCACAGCUGGAAUUGUUCAGGUUGUUUUAGAAGACGUUUCAUCUACGUUAAGGUUAAGAAGCCAUCUGUGAACAGAGGGGGAGGUCUGCAACACCACAUUUCUCUCACAUACAAUGCCGUCCUUUCAUCCCAUCCUAAAAGAUUAAAUCAUUUUGCCUCGAACAAAUAAACAAGGCGCAGCCCCCUUGGUUUCAGGUGGGUCCAUGACCAGUAUUACAUCUGAAUGGAAUGCUAGCAAAGGUGAUACCACCCAAAACAUCGUGGUUGGCGGGCAGAGGCCCCACUCCGUUGUAUCCUAACGGCAGUCAUAUGACACCAUAAAAAAGCGAAAUCAUUCCUUUAGAGCAGGGGUCACCAACCCUUCAAUCACAAGCCACCAGUCGAUCUUUGGGAAUUUGCUGGUCGAAAAAAAAAAAGAAAAAAAAUGUAUUUUUACAUUAGUGCCCUCCCCUCCCAGAGUGUCCAACAUGCAUGUUGACCACUGAACACACCUGUACACCCUGCUGCUCUCCAGGCAUGCAACCCGCAAGCUCCAGCCAGGAACCCAGUUGAA